Messenger RNA from Lathyrus oleraceus (garden pea), 1467 nucleotides. RefSeq lists its product as uncharacterized. Gene Ontology annotation, molecular function: zinc ion binding; nucleic acid binding. The coding region runs from base 1 to 1467 and encodes 488 amino acids. The record is from RefSeq and is a predicted model, not a curated record. Lineage: Eukaryota; Viridiplantae; Streptophyta; Magnoliopsida; Fabales; Fabaceae. The transcript is spliced from 2 exons.
AUGGCACCAGGAAGCCUCAAUGCUACCAAUACUAGGAAUGGAGCUAAUAUGACAGAGAUCAUGCAGACAAUGCGUGAUAUGGUGGAUGCCAUUACCCAACAGGCUAGUGCAACGACUUUACAAGCUCAAACUCAGGCCCAGAGAGAUGAGCUAAGGAAAAAAGGGGAAGAAGCAUUAGCAGCAGCUAGAGGACUAGCAGAGUUCCGGCACCACAGUCUGUCGAGGUUUGAGGGUGACCAUGAUCCUGACAAGACUGAUCUAUGGAUGCAAGAGAUUGAGAAGAUCGUUGAAGUUAUUUACUGUACUGGGGAGACCAAGCUGGAAUACACCAUUUUUCUGUUGAUUGGGGAAGCAGAGAGUUGGUGGAGAGGAGCUAAAAGCAUAAUACAUAACAAAGGAGAAGAACUAACAUGGGGAGCUUUCAGAAAAAAGUUCUUAGACAAAUACUUUCCAAGAAGUGCCAGAGCAGAGAAAGAAGCUCAAUUCCUUAGGUUGCAUCAGAGUAACAUGAGUGUCGUUGAGUAUGCUGCGAAGUUCGAAUCCUUAGCAAAGUACUUCCGCUUAUUCAACAACGUAGUUGAUGAAAAUUAUAAGUGUGAACGGUUUGAGAGCGACCUUCGCUAUGACAUCAGAGAGGUUGUUGCGCCACAUGAGAUCCGACAAUAUAAAACUUUGGUGGAGAAGUGUAAGAAGGUGGAGAACCUUAAGCGCAGUCGCCUAAGCAAAGAUUUUACAGGAGGACCUACGAGACACCGGGGAAAUAACUACACUCCGAACAACGGCAGACAACAAGAGCCUUAUCCCCGAACCCAAGGAAAUGGUAGAGAUAAAUCUCGAGCCAAUAACAGAGGAGUUCAGAGUAUGAAAAACAAGAAUCAAAAUCAGAAUCAGUCCAUUCAGUGUUUUCGCUAUCAAGGGGAUGGACACAAAUCAUUUGAUUUCUCGACCAAGAAAAGAUAUUUCUAUAUCUGUCAGAAGCCAAACCAUCUUGCUAAUAAUUGCCCCGAAAGGAGCAAGAAUAAUCCCAGAAACAACAAUAACAACCAGGUUGGACAUCCGACGGCUCAAGGACGUGCGUACCACAUUGGCGGAGAAGGAGAGAAAGAUCAUUCAAAGCUGAUCAAGGGCGAGUGUGAAAUUUAUGGCAAAGUUUUUCCAAUAUUAUUUGAUUCUGGAGAUACUCAUUCUUUUAUCUCUUGGGAAUGUGUGGAUUCCCUACAACUUCCUGUGACACAUUUACCUUUUAACUUGGUGGUCACGAUACCUUCCGCUAAACCUGUGACUCUUAGUGAAGCCCGCUUACAGUGUCCGUUGAUUGUCUUGAGCAUGAAGUUCAAGGUCGAUCUAAUUUAUAUUCCCCUUAAGCAUCUUGGAUUUAUUCUCGGAAUGGACUCGUUGUCCAAUCAUUAUAUUCUUUUAGACUGUGCUCACAAGUCAGUAAUAUUCCCAGACUCGGGCAUCGUGUAA